AUGCUGCGCGCGGCGGCGGCGGCGGCGGCCCGGCGGUGCGGGCUCGGCCCCGGUGCCGGCCGGGGGCAGGCGGGAGCGCGGCGGUGCUCGGGCGCUGCGCGGCGGCGGCCGUGGGCGCCUCCGGCGGGGCGCGACAGCGGGAUCGUGGCGUACAACAGCCGGAGCCGGAGCAAGGAGCCGCUCGUGCUGGCCGCGGAAGGAGUGGCGACCUGGUACAGCUGCGGGCCGACGGUGUAUGACCACGCACACCUGGGGCACGCCUGCUCCUAUGUUAGAUUUGAUAUAAUUCGAAGGAUAAUGACAAGAUUUUUUGGAAUUGAAGUUAUCAUGGUGAUGGGGAUCACAGACAUAGAUGACAAGAUAAUAAAAAGAGCCAAUGAGAUGAAUAUAUCGCCAGUAGCUCUUGCUCGUAUUUAUGAAGAAGACUUUAAACAAGAUAUGGCUGCCUUAAAGGUCCUUCCUCCUACAGUAUAUAUGAGGGUGACUGACCAUAUUCCUCAAAUAAUCUCCUUUAUAAAAACAAUAAUUUCCAGUGGACAAGCUUAUGCAACCUCGCAAGGUAAUGUUUAUUUUGAUGUUAAGUCCUGGGGAAAAAGAUACGGAGUGUUAACUGCUAUUAACCCUGAUACCCAAGAUGAAGCAGCUGAUUCUGACAAACGACAUGGUAAAGAUUUUGCCCUGUGGAAGGCUGCCAAGCCUCAGGAGCUAUCCUGGAAUUCUCCCUGGGGAAAAGGACGACCUGGAUGGCACAUUGAAUGCUCCACAAUAUCAAGUGCAGUGUUUGGAAAACAGCUGGACAUCCAUACUGGUGGAAUAGAUCUUGCAUUUCCUCAUCAUGAAAAUGAAAUUGCACAGUGUGAGGUGUAUCAUCAGUGUGAGCAGUGGGGGAAUUACUUUCUGCAUUCUGGGCACUUGCAUGUUAAAGGAAGUCAAGAAAAAAUGUCAAAGUCAUUAAAAAACUACAUAACAAUUAAGGAUUUCCUGAAGAAAUGUUCAUCAGACCAAUUCAGAAUGUUUUGUUUGCGUGGCAGAUACAGCUCAGCAGUAGAAUUUAGUGAGGAGAGCAUGGAAGAUGCAAAGAACCUUCUUCAGGCAAUCUCCUCAUUUAUUAGAGAUGCAAAUGCUUAUAUAAAAGGACAGCUGGUGUGUGACCCUGUUAGAGAAGACAUAUUGUGGGAAAGGCUAGCCAACACAAAAGUAACGGUGAAGGCUGCGUUUGCAGAUGACUUUGACACCUCCAGGGCUGUUGCAGCAAUUAUGGACCUCAUUCACCAUGGCAACAGACAGCUUAAGGCUGUUACUAAGGAUGCUGGAUCUCCUAGAAGCUCUGUUGUGUAUGGAAGCAUUAUUUCCUAUAUUGAAGGCUUUUUCAGUGCCCUUGGGAUGUCCUUUGAGGAAAGACAGGUGGCUGUGGGAGGAGACAAGUCUGCAGUGCUGUCCAAUGUCAUUGAGGAGCUGGUGAGGUUCCGCUCCAAGGUCCGGCAUUACGCGCUGGCUCUGCCCGAAGCAGCGGACACUGCACCGGUGGAGGGUGCAGCAGGAGCCCAGGGAACCAAACAAGAGCAGAAGGAAAAGAGGAAGCACUUAAUGCAGGAGAGAAAGCCCCUCUUGGAGGCUUGUGACAGUCUGCGUGGAGACCUUGCUGCCUUUGGAAUCCACAUUAAGGACAGAGCUGCUGUUUCAACCUGGGAAAUUGUGGAAGGAGGGCAGACAGAGAAGCAGACUGAGAAAAAAAGCUGAUCUUCAUCCUUGGACUUGUUUUUUAUCUCAGCUACUUCAGCAACUGUUGUAAAUACUAAUUCUUUCAAAAUAAAAUCUGUUGAACAGAAUGGCUAAAAA
This is a messenger RNA of Melospiza georgiana, 1839 nucleotides long. RefSeq names its product cysteinyl-tRNA synthetase 2, mitochondrial (gene CARS2). Lineage: Eukaryota; Metazoa; Chordata; Aves; Passeriformes; Passerellidae. Gene Ontology annotation, cellular component: cytoplasm. The coding region runs from base 1 to 1740 and encodes 579 amino acids. Gene Ontology annotation, molecular function: cysteine-tRNA ligase activity; ATP binding. The record is from RefSeq and is a predicted model, not a curated record. The transcript has 15 exons. Gene Ontology annotation, biological process: cysteinyl-tRNA aminoacylation.